This is a messenger RNA of Diachasmimorpha longicaudata, 1540 nucleotides long. RefSeq lists its product as uncharacterized. Bases 235 to 1437 code for a protein of 400 amino acids. The transcript has 5 exons. NCBI's taxonomy places the organism in Eukaryota, Metazoa, Arthropoda, Insecta, Hymenoptera, Braconidae. The record is from RefSeq and is a predicted model, not a curated record.
UCAAGUCAUUUAGGAUAAUAGGAAUGUUUAGUAGUGUAUAGUAAUUGUAGAUCUACGGAUGUUGAAAAUGAUCAAAGACUAGUGUUUACAAAAAUUUUCCCUGAAAAUUGUCUAACCUUAUAUGGGCAUAUUACUACCGCGUGUGCUAGACUGCGUCGAAGAGAUUAUAUAACGUCGUAGAUUCAGUCGGUGUCUGUUAUUGCAAUCGCACGAGUCAGACCCACAAGUGCUACAAUGUCGGAGUUGACCAUCGAAGUGUCUCUGCUUGAAAAAAUAAUUCGGAAAUUUACGGAAGAAGCUACAGCUCGCGUGACAGCGGUUAAUUACAAAAAUGUUGGAGAAAAAGGAGAUAAUUACACUAGUGAAGUGAAACGUAUAUUCAUCAACUAUAUAACUCAAGGCAAUGCAGGUGACCUUGAGAAGGAAGUAUCACUUUUCCUGAAGCAUAUGCAUAACCAGAAUGAGCAGGCGAAAAUACUAUUGCAAGGGGUAUUUGAACAUGAGACAAAAAUAAUGAUGGGACCUCUGGAGGACAUGAGUCCAAUGCUCACAGUGGCACGUGUACCGCGUCUACUCUACUCUCAUCAAGACGAUCCCACCUUCGCGAUCAUGGAGGAUCUGGGGCCUCUUGGUUUUAUAAUGCACAGUCGCGCCACUGGUUUAGAUUUGGCACAUGCUUUAUUGGCAAUGCGAGGUCUUGCCGAGUUUCACGGAAGCUCCGUGCUCGUCUACGAGAAGACGCCUGAUUACAAGAAGACUUUAUCAUUAAAUAUGUUCGAAAAUCCCAACAAUGGAGCGUUCAAUUUUUUCAAUACGUCUUUCCAUUCUCUUGCCGACACCAUCGCCGAAUGGGAAGAACUUGGCCCCAAAUACGCAGAAAAAUUGAGAAAUCUCACUACUGGAAUAUUGGAGAAGAUGGAAAAGGUAUAUAAAUCGAGGGAGAAUGAGUUCACUGUCCUAAACCAUGGUGAUUGCACUCAAUUGAAUCUAUUAUUCGCAUACGAUGAGAAUAAAAAACCCAUCAAAAUUGCGCUGGUGGAUUUUCAAAUAGCGACGUAUAACAAUCCGGUUGUCGACUUACGAUCAUUGAUAUCAAGCAGUACGACUCAAGAAGUAUUUCAACACCAUCAGCAUACACUACUCCGGGAGUAUCACUCAGUAUUGUCUGAAACAAUGAAGACCUUGCAUUGCAAAACACCAACACCUUCGCUGGAAGAUAUCGAGAAGAUGUACGAUGACAGGGCUUUCAUCAGUGUACUCUCAACGUGUGCCAGCUAUCCAAUUAUCCACGCUGCACCAUCUAAUGUGGUUUCUCUUGAUGAUAUGCUAUUCGAUAAUACGAAUAGACGUAGGGGCCAGUACGAGCAGAAAGAUUUCAAAGACUUGUUGAUAACUCGUCUUCUCGACUUUGAUAAAUCCGGAUUGCUAGAUCAAUAAUGCAAAACCGCGAUAUUUCACUUCAAAUGGAGUCACAAAAAUUGUGUUACAUAAUCAUAUUAUAAUAGUAACUAUUGCAAUAAAGCAUUGAUGGUUCAAUUGA